Sitodiplosis mosellana (orange wheat blossom midge) is the source of this 1134-nucleotide messenger RNA. Its product is annotated as serendipity locus protein delta-like. The record is from RefSeq and is a predicted model, not a curated record. Gene Ontology annotation, molecular function: RNA polymerase II cis-regulatory region sequence-specific DNA binding; zinc ion binding; DNA-binding transcription factor activity. Gene Ontology annotation, biological process: regulation of transcription by RNA polymerase II. NCBI's taxonomy places the organism in Eukaryota, Metazoa, Arthropoda, Insecta, Diptera, Cecidomyiidae. Gene Ontology annotation, cellular component: nucleus.
AUUGAUCAACAUCGGUGGUGAACCAGCAUGAUUGGCUUAUGUAUUAUAAUGGUAAAUAUGUCCAUCCUCUCCCCGACAUGUAUUCAUGAGCCAUCAAUUUUUUGACUUUCGAAUAGAAAAUUCCGUUUGCUUUUCUUAAAUUCCCUGACAAAUUUGUUUUCAUUUUUGCUGAAUUUCAUGGUUUUCAUUUCAAAUGUCCUCAACUGAAUUUUGUGUAGAAAUAUCCCCAGUUCAAAAAGUUUUUAAUUUGAACAGCGGCAACACGAAGUACAGCUGUCACUCGACUGUCAAACAUCACAUAUGAAGCGUCAAUGAAUAGUAUGUAAACAAAAUAUUGGUAUCUAAAGUGUUUCUAAAGAAAGAAAAUUGAUUGUAUGUAACUCAAAAUAAAAUGUUUUCGUUAUGUCGUUUGUGUGCGAGGUAUAUGGAAGAAACCGAGCGAAAAACGGAAAUAACAAAACUGGAAACGAAAUUGGCGUUUUGCUGUGGGUGGAAGCGGUCACAAAAUGAAGCGCAGAUGCCACAGAAAGCAUGCACUUUGUGCGUUGACCAAUUGCAAACGUGCUGGACGUUUACUGAAUCCGUUUGGGCGGCCGAAGCGCAGCUUAAGAAACUGACAAAUGAACCGGUCGAAGCCGAAGAAGUAGCAGUAGCAAAUGAGAUUGAAUUUGUCGCGCAAGAUGAUGACUGUGAGGACGAGGUAAAAACAGAGGAUGAUGUGGAUCCAAAGCUGAUGUCGAAUUGUGUUGUUGUACUGGAAGAAAUGAAAUUGCCUUUAAAAGACAGCAAUAAAGAUAGUGAUGUUAAUGCUGAUGCUGAUGCCGGUGCUGGUGUUAUUGACGACGAUGAUGACAAUUAUAAUGAUGCGGACGAUACUGUUUUUGAUGCGCCAACCACUUUCUCCGAUGCGGAAAGUACACAUUCAAAUAAGAGUGAACAAAAGGAGAAGAUAAAAAUCGAUGCCGAAAAAAGGCAAUCGUUACGAGAUCCAUUCCUAACUGGUUUAACACCUGAAGAUUGUCUCGAAGGUGGCUUGAUAAGUGCGGAUGGUGUCGCAAAACUGGAGAAACUAAAUCCAACUAUGAAAACCAUGUCCUGGAGCGACUGUCAGUAUAAAUGUGACAAAUGCAAUCG